UAUGCCUGUGGCUCUGCUGACCCCACUGCACUGUCACCUUUUUGCCAACAGUCCUGAGGACAUUGCUGGGUUCCGGGGCCCCACGGCCACAGCCAUGUUUCGCAGGAAGCGCAGUGUCUCCUUUGGGGGCUUUGGAUGGAUCGACAAGACCAUGCUGGCGAGCCUGAAGGUCAAGAAGCAGGAGCUGGCCAACAGCUCGGAUGUGACCUUCCCAGACCGGCCGCUGUCCCCUCCUCUCACUGCGCCUCCCACCAUGAAGUCUGCGGAGUUCUUUGAGAUGCUGGAGAAAAUGCAGGGGAUCAAGCUUGAAGAGCAGAAGCCGGGACCCCAGAAGAACAAGGAUGACUAUAUCCCAUAUCCCAGCAUUGAUGAGGUUGUGGAGAAGGGAGGCCCGUACCCCCUGAUUGUCCUGCCCCAGUUUGGGGGCUAUUGGAUCGAAGACCCAGAGAACGUGGGGACACCGACCUCCCUUGGCAGCAGCAUCUGUGAGGAGGAGGAAGAGGACAGUCUCAGCCCCAGCACAUUUGGCUAUAAGCUCGAGUGCAAGGGCGAAGCCAGGGCCUACCGCAGGCACUUCCUAGGGAAGGAUCACCUAAACUUUUACUGUACUGGCAGCAGCUUGGGGAACUUGCUCCUGUCCGUCAAGUAUGAGGAGGCAGAGGGCAUUGAGUACCUUCGGAUCAUUCUCAGGUCCAAAGUGAAGACUGUGCAUGAGCGGAUCCCCUUGGCUGGCCUGAGCAAGUUGCCCAGCGUCCCUCAGAUUGCAAAGGCUUUCUGUGAUGAUGCAGUGGGGCUGAAAUUCAACGCUGUCCUGUACCCCAAGGCCUCCCAAAUGAUUGUGUCCUAUGAUGAGCACGAUGUCAACAACACAUUCAAAUUUGGGGUCAUUUAUCAAAAAGCCAGGCAGACCCUGGAGGAGGAGCUAUUUGGGAACAAUGAGGAGAGCCCAGCUUUCAAGGAGUUCUUGGACCUGCUGGGGGACACGAUCACACUGCAGGACUUCAAAGGUUUCCGAGGCGGCCUGGAUGUGACCCACGGACAGACGGGGGUGGAAUCGGUAUACACGAUAUUCCGGGACAGGGAGAUCAUGUUUCACGUCUCCACAAAGCUGCCGUUUACUGAGGGAGACGCCCAGCAGCUCCAGAGAAAGAGACACAUUGGGAAUGACAUUGUGGCCAUCAUCUUCCAAGAAGAAAACACACCGUUUGUCCCAGAUAUGAUUGCCUCCAACUUCUUACAUGCCUACAUUGUUGUGCAGGUCGAGAAUCCGGGCACAGAGACCCCAUCCUACAAGGUGUCAGUCACCGCACGGGAAGAUGUGCCCGCCUUUGGCCCACCUCUGCCCAGCCCUCCUGUUUUCCAGAAGGGCCCGGAGUUCAGGGAGUUUCUGCUCACCAAGCUCACCAACGCAGAGAACGCUUGCUGCAAGUCGGACAAGUUUGCAAAACUGGAGGACCGGACGAGGGCCGCCCUUCUGGACAACCUUCAUGAUGAGCUUCACACCCACACACAGGCCAUGCUGGGACUGGGCCCAGAAGAGGACAAGUUUGAGAAUGGGGGCCAUGGGGGAUUCUUGGAGUCUUUUAAGAGAGCCAUCCGUGUGCGUAGCCACUCCAUGGAGACCAUGGUGAGCAGCCAGAAGAAGCAGCACAGUGGGGGCAUCCCUGGCAGCCUCAGUGGGGGCAUCUCCCACAACAGCAUGGAUGUCACCAAGACCACCUUCUCGCCUCCAGUGGCGGUGGCAGCAGCCGUGAAAAACCAGUCGCGGAGCCCCAUCAAGCGGCGGUCGGGACUCUUCCCCCGUCUACACACAGGCGCUGAAGGCCAAGGCGACGGCCGGACACGAUGUGACAGUGCAUCCAGCAACCCCAAGACCCCGGAUGGUGCACACUCUUCUCAAGAGAUAAAGUCUGAGGCCUCAUCCAAUCCCAGCUCUCCGGAAAUCUGCCCCAACAAGGAGAAGCCCUUCAUAAAGUUGAAGGAGAACGGCCGAGCCAACAUCUCCCGCUCCUCCUCCAGCACCAGCAGCUUCAGCAGCACGGCGGGGGAGGGCGAGGCUAUGGAGGAGUGUGACAGCGGGAGCAGCCAGCCGUCCACAACCUCACCCUUCAAGCAGGAGGUGUUUGUGUACAGCCCGUCCCCGAGCAGCGAAAGCCCCAGCCUGGGGGCGGCCGCCACCCCCAUCAUCAUGAGCCGGAGUCCUACAGAUACCAAAAGCAGAAACUCCCCGAGGUCAAACCUGAAAUUCCGCUUUGAUAAGCUCAGCCAUGCCAGCUCUAGUGCGGGUCACUAAUGUGAAAGAGGAUUCCUUCGCUUGUCAAAGGGAAGCCCCGAUUCUGUCUUGGAGAAGGCUCCUGUUCCAGCAGUUUGGGGGUGCCAUCCACUACUCUGACCGUCACAGUCCUGCUGCCCCACUGACCACCUGCCCACCAGACCAGUUAGCUGUCCCAGUGUCCCGAUCUGGCCACCGUCCUGCCUGUCCCCUUGCCGAGGCACCCUGCAAGCACUUCCCCUUCUCCGGACAAGGCCUCGUUCCUCCGGGCUCCCCCUGCGCCUGACUGCCCCAUGUGAUGUGUGUCUGGGUCCUUCGUCAUCUUGUUUUGUCCGUAGAGGAAAGAGUCGGGCAAGGGAGGGAAUGUGGGUCCUAGGGACUUGGUCACACAGACAGGAGAGGCAGAGAGGGUGGUGAGGUGGGGGGCGGAGGCCACCGGUGGGAAGCCGCACCCGGAGAGGGGCAGCACUGGAUGUGACAGGUGCAGUGAAUACACGUAGUCGUGGUGGAGGGACCACUUUCCCGGGAACAGAGAUUUGUAGCAGCCCUCCAAGGUGUCCUGAUCGAAACCAGCUGUGUUGCCCCCACAACCGUGUGCUUCUGUGCUAGAAACUUCUUCCUUGCCCACUUGCUGACAUCAGGCCCGGCGCUGCCUCUGUCCCUGCUGCUGUCAGCUGACCGAGACUGAGCUGGGCGUGUGUGAGGUGGCGCUGUGCUCUUCCUCAGCGGCAGCCCGGUGGCCGUUGCUGUGGGAGAAGCCCCGUGCCUAUGUCUCCGCUCGGGGCAGGUGUUUUCCCCAAGAAGGGGCAGGCAGCCCGGAGCGGGAAGGAAUUCGGGGAGAGCAAGCUGGCAAGUCGCGCUCUGGGGCCUCGGCUGCGGGGGACCUUGGGGCCGCGGGCUGGGCUGGGUCUCUGCUGGCUGUAGAGGCUCGUGGAAGAGUUACUUCAGCCCACCGCCUGGGGCAGAGCCGGGGAGGCGACAUGGGGCACGAGCUGUUAGGCUUGGCCAGGCCCGGGUGUGGGCACAGAAUGUAGGUGUGAGGGAAGGGGCGACGUCCUUCUGCAGCUUGUCCUCCUGGCAUCUGCGGGGGGCCCAGGGCUACCUUGGGGGCUCUUCCCAGCUGCUGUGCCCUCUGGCCAUGUUGGCGCUUGGUCCCCCAAUCUUCUUCUUCAGUCACGACUCUGCAGGCAGUGGUCCCGUUGGUGAGAUUUGUACCACCUGGGCCCCGGCGGGGUGCACUUCAGACGCUGUCUGCCCCCUGCCCGCUCGGGCGGAGCCAGCCCACUCUCAGGAGCGGCCCCAUAUUCGUGCUUCUUGCCCUUCCCUGUCUGCGGUGCGAAAGGUCGUUUCCGCUGACUGGCCCUGCUGGGGGUUAAGGCGGGUGUGAAGUAAAAUGAGUAAAACAUGGAGUCUGAGGAGCAGAGCCUCGGAGGUGCUACGGCUUCAAGUGCACGUUGGGACACAGGACAGCCAGGGCGACUCAGGAUGGCUUCCUGCUUCAAUGAGCAGACGACAAGGAUUUCUACCAGAUGUUUUCUUUGCGGUGGGAUCUGGGCCUAUUCCCAAGUCAAAGCAGCCCCAAGUCAAUGUUCUACUUGUUUUUGACCGAUGCCACAAUUCCCGUUGCUUUUGCCAUCAGAGCAAAACCUUGACCCUUCGUCUCUCACUCGUGUGGAUGUUGUCGGGUCCUGUUUGCAAGCUGGGCGGGCCUCUCCCCUCACACUCUGGGAAACGUGUUUACUUAAAGUACUAGUCCGGUAAAAUUUCUUCUAGUGAGAAGGUCAACAAAUGUCUGUGUAGCUUUUAUUAAAAGUCACUGUAGCGGCACCCGCUGCUGGCACGAGGUCUGCGGAUUCUGGCAGCAUUUUGUUGGCUGAGUUUCUGAAGGAUCUUGGAAGGUCAAGCUGCAUUUUUAAAAAAAAAAAAAACGAUUCCAGGUUCUGGUUUGCUUCUCUGGAUAGCUGGUAUUUACAGCUGCUUGGUGGUUAUGCUGUGUUGUGUUGUGGUCUGGGGGUCCUUUGGAGUUUCCAGGUUGUCCCCACCCUGUCCUACUUGGGAACCUCAUACCCGCCUUCCUCCACUGCUCUGGCUGCUGCACCCGCAGCCCCCACUGCCUGGGAGGGCUUUGUCCCUGCCUCUGAGCCAGUGGCCAGGAAGGUGGGGCGUGUCCGGGGAAACAGAGGCAUAGGCGUGCUCCCUACGAAGCAGGCCUGGGAAGUGGUUCUCUGCCUUCUUAUGUUACUAGGGGUACGUCGGACUGGAUCCAAAAUGUCCUUCCUCUGGGUCCUGUCUUACCUUCUCUAGAAAGCCCAUCCUAUGGCUUCUAGAGUAUACAUGACCAGCCCCGCUGAGGUCCUAGGGCUGAGGGGGAGGAGGAGAGCAGGGAGUGGGCAGUCUUAACCUCACCCCUGUAGACCGUGGGGCAGGCAGCGUGGGUUCCUGGAGGCUCCUUCCCCCAUAUUCUCCUGCAUCUGCUUGGCCCAAAACUUCCUUUCAUUGCUGCGCCCAGUCUUGGGGCUCAAAGAUUUGCUCAAGUCUCAUUGGUCCCUGUGACCAGACUAAUUCUGACGGUGCUCGUGCUGGUAUUUGAGGUGCUCUGCUUGUGAUCUGGACACAGGAGAGGUGUUUCCUGGACACCUCUCUGCUUCUGGGAACUGCCUGACUCAUGGGAGAAAUGAUAUUUGUCGGGCUCUGUAGGGUAUCCAUUUGCCUCCACUCAGUUGAUGCUUAAAAGCAGAGGCAGAAAGAGCUUGAGAGAGAAGAUCUUAGCUAGAGUUUCUAAUGAAGGGAAAAUGAUGAAUGAAUGAAAAAUGAAUGAAAAACAUUCUGUGGUUCAGCCUCGUUGGCAUCAUCUCCAUGUCCCAGCCUUCCGGGCCCCUUUUGACAUCUAAUCCAUCCAGAUCAUCAUCCAGCCGAGAAACCUCAGCCCCCGUGGGGAAGUAAGUCGGUGGAGAUCACACAACCAGUGAGUGGCAAAGCUGGGAUUAGAACCCACGACCCAGGGCCCUUUCGCCUGCUCCACCUACAUGGUCCCUUCAACAAGUGGCUGCAUUUGCCGGGGCCCUGAGUUUUGGAGGAGCCUUGCUGAUGCCUGGGCACUGGUUGGGAGCUGUCAGCAGUCAGGGUGGGGCCUCAGUCUCUGUUCUUUUCAUCAGGAGGGAUAGUCUCUCAGUUUUUCAGUGAGGGCCCUGGGGUGUUGGAUGCAGCUUGAGCAGAGAAAACCUGGAGGGCAAGAGAUUUUAGUGGGCUUUUCCGGGUAACGUCCAUUCUUCAACUGCCCUGUAGGGGUGGGGGCCAGGGCAGAGAUGGAGUUAACUAACGCUGUUUCCCCCCCUUAAGUUAAGGAAAAUGGUAGAAGAAAACUCUCCUAUUCUCCCCGACCCUUAAACAAAGGUGGUUAAUAAAAAUGUAGGCUCAUGUGACGAGGUGGGAUGAGAGCCACCGUCACUUCUUACCCUGGCCGUUUAAAGUGCCAAUGCAAACACUACCUUCUUCAUUUGAUUCUGAGUCAACAGAGACAGGUCAUCGUGGGGGAUAGUCAGGGGUCAAGUAGGUGGCUGGCAGGGAC
Messenger RNA from Lynx canadensis (Canada lynx), 5840 nucleotides. RefSeq names its product RAP1 GTPase activating protein 2 (gene RAP1GAP2). The transcript has 25 exons. Gene Ontology annotation, biological process: regulation of small GTPase mediated signal transduction; activation of GTPase activity. The record is from RefSeq and is a predicted model, not a curated record. NCBI's taxonomy places the organism in Eukaryota, Metazoa, Chordata, Mammalia, Carnivora, Felidae. Gene Ontology annotation, cellular component: plasma membrane; cytoplasm. The coding region runs from base 2 to 2293 and encodes 763 amino acids. Gene Ontology annotation, molecular function: GTPase activator activity.